Molecule: messenger RNA, 1066 nt
Organism: Perkinsus marinus ATCC 50983
Lineage: Eukaryota; Perkinsozoa; Perkinsida; Perkinsidae
Product: Nod factor export ATP-binding protein I, putative
Exons: 5
Biological process (GO): transmembrane transport; lipid transport
Cellular component (GO): intracellular membrane-bounded organelle; membrane
Molecular function (GO): ATP binding; ATP hydrolysis activity; lipid carrier activity
Source: RefSeq, a predicted model, not a curated record
GUCUACAAAAUCGAGACUUAUCUUGAAGCGGAUAACCAGGCUGCGGUAUGGGCCUUGUUGGUUGGCUUCUGCUUCGCUACACCGCCAUUCAAUUACCUCAUCAGUGUUAUUGCACGCACAAGCACCAUCGCCACAUAUAUGAGGGUGGCCGCAUCAAUACUCGGUGGUUUGAUUGGUUCAUUCGUGGUAUCAGUACUCUUCUUCGCGACCAUCGCUCCUUCGGCUGGCCUAAUCAUAAUGUGGAUUCUGAGGAUAUUUCCAACCUAUUCAGUGGCACAAGGCCUCAUCAAUAUCGUCUUCACUGGUCUCGAUAAAUCCUUCUCGGGCGGAUUCGUUCUGAGGCCGUUCGACUCGCAGAUCUUGAGAACCUGUCAUGAUACUACUUUAUACGACAUUAACCGCUCGCCCUUCGAAGUCUGCAUGUUCGUUGCUGGUGAUGAUGUUAUAAUGUUAUUUGUCUAUGGCGUGGUAUAUUUCGGCCUUCUGCUGCUUAUUGACUAUAUGAAAAGCGACGAUAAGUGGAAUCCUGACCGUGAUCUGCCUGUACCCUCGGAGAAGCUUGGUGUAGAGGAUGAGAGAGUGAUAGCGGAGAAGGAUAGAGUAUCGAAGCUCGAUCCUACGACUCAAAUGAUCUACUUCAAGGAUCUCAAGAAAGUCUUCUAUCCGGGAAAGAAAAAUGAGGCAAUGAGGGGUAUCAAUUACGCUUUAGCUGACGGCGGAGUGUUCGGCCUACUCGGAGUUAAUGGUGCCGGCAAGACCACUACCUUCAGAAUGCUUUGCGGUUUGAUAAGACCAAGUUCUGGUCAUAUCAGUCUCAUUGGUCAGCCCCUCCGAGGCAAUGUGCACGAGAUCCGCAAGUCCAUAGGAUAUUGCCCGCAAGAGAACCCCUUGUUGCAAGGCCUUACUGCAAGAGAUCAUCUUUAUAUGUAUGCUCGUAUACGUGGGGUACCAUCUGAUAAGAUUCCACACCACGUCGAAGACCUCGUGAAGAUAUUGAGGCUUGAACACUACAUCGACAAGGAGGCAGUGAAGCUCUCCGGAGGCAAUCAGAGGAAGCUGUGCGCUG